GAAAGUCUUCCUAAAAAAAGAUGUUAAUAUAAACGCAAUGUAGGGAAGCUAUAAAAUAUGUAGUUAAAUCCAAAAUAAAUAUCGAUAAAUUUCGGGUAAAAGUUGAGUGUUGUGUGUGCAGCCCCAGGUGGCGUGCCGGCCGGCGCGUUCGGGCUUGAGCGGUCCAUCCCGUCAGUCAGUCGAGUGAUCGCACGCGGUGCAUGAUGUUGUGUGGACGGCGCGCUCGUGUAUCAUGGCGCUCGCGUAGUGACGCCGCGGGCGGCAUGUGAUGUUCCGGCGUCGCGCGCUGCGUCGGCGGCUGGCGUCGCUAGGAGUAGCGGCGGUGCCUGACGACGUGCUGCGAAGGCUGGCGCGGGCGCUGGACGCGGGGCCCGGCGGUGCCCUGUGCGUACCGCCCGCGCCGCCUGAUGACCGUAGGCUGCGCCUCGCGCUCGCCAGGGCCUUCUGCUUCCCAGACCUGCGCGACCUGUCCGAGCUGCGUCGGAUGCCUCACUGCACCGACAAUUCCUGCUGCAACCCUUACCACUGGAGUCGUCUCUGCAAACCCGAAACCCCCCCGCCGCCAUACACUCGUUUUGCCAUGGAUGACUAUAAACCUAAAGAUCACGGAGAGAGCACGGAAGACGCGCGGAGGACAGACCACGAGCGGUUUGACUCUGGCUCCAUGGCUACUGACGGAGAAGAGCGUCAGAGUUGGGAGACAGAGUGGUGUCGGCUCGCAUACUGGGAGCUGACGCAGCGCGUGGGCCGUCAGUUCGGCGUGAGGAUGCGCGCCGUGGACGUGUUCGGCGGAGGAGGCGGCGCGUGCGGCUCCGGCCGGCACGGCCUGUGUCUGGACGCGCUCGACCGCCUCGACCACCGCCCCGACCUGGCGCAGCCCGACCAGGUCCGCAAGACUCGUGCCAAGAUAGGGCUGGGCGUGACGCUGUCGCUGGAGGGCGACGGCGUGUGGGUGUACAACCGCGGCGCCGAGCCGGUGUUCGUGUCGUCGCCGGCGCUGGACGCGGCGGCGGCGCGGGCGCUGCUGGUGUGGCGCGUGGCGGCCGGCCACUGUCUGCGCGUGUUCCCGCCGCCCCCCUUCGCCGCGCCGCGCCCCGCCCCGCCGCGCCCCGCCCUGCCGCGCGACCCCCGCUCGGUGCGCAUCUCGUUCGCGAAGGGCUGGGGGCCAAAGUACUCGCGACGUGACGUCACAGCGUGCCCGUGUUGGCUUGAGGUGCUGCUGGCGCCGCCCAGCUGACCCAGCCCCGCCGCCCGGUGCGCCGCCCGGGACUGCAGAGAGCCGCGCGUCGUGCGAGAUGUUCUCGACUAACAGUGAUAAACUAAAAGUGAAUGAUACUUUAUGCGCACAAGAAUUGGAACGUUGAAAUCCAAAGCGGGUUCCGUGGACCUAAAGGAGUACCUACGUUAUAUUUAUUGAAAUUAUUUGAAAUGAAUUCGUACUAUACAUUAGCCAUAGUUUAUGCAAGUUACAGCAAUUAUGAAUUAGUAUUGCAUGCACAAUAUUUACAACAAUGAAAAUAAAUAAGUUAAAAUUAUUAAAUUAAUAAUGUUCUAAAAACGGGUGUCUUAAAUUAAAUGUAAAACAGUUAUUCGAUGAAUCUAAUAGCGAUUUGUCGAAACAAGCACAACGAGCACGCCAGCACCGCACCAGCCGCGGACGCUGAGCCGCGUCAGCGGGGCCGGCGCACGCUCCGCCCCGCCCGAGUCGACCUCACGUCUCUGUGUGUUCAUAAAUGACCACGACAUCGGUCAACCUUAAUGUUUUUACAUAUUGUACAAAAGCUGAAUUCUCAGAUAAACAAAUAAUAUUGGAGCUAUAAUAACGUGUAACCGUCCAUUUUAUAUUUAAUCGUAACAUUAAAUGAUACCGUGAGAGCGCUGAGAGUUUAGCUGCAGCACUGAGUCGAGUCGAGCGGCCCCGGACGCGUCUGUACUCUGCUGUACUUGUAAUCUAAUCUAAAUACAAUUAUACAACACGCCUUACUUUAGCCUGUAAUUGUUUAAGUUAAGUACAUACAUAGUGCAUAGUCUAUACAAAUUAAUUUCAAUUUUAUACAAAACUUAUUGAUACACUAUAAUAUGUCUAUUUUCGUAUUCGCGAGCGAGGUGUUGAACUCGUGUAGAGGCUGUGUGAAGCAUUUGUGGCCGAGUCCGCGCGGGCCGAGUGUUGCAUUGAGUACUUACAGAGAGCAUGUCGCGGUGUGCGUUUGGUAGGGUAAUACUGUCAAUUCUCACUGACCUAUACGAAUAAUUGUAUAUAUAAACCGUAUAUAUGUAUAAAUGUGUAUAAUAUGCAAGUGUACAUUUGUAUUGAAGCUCGAAUGUAAGGGUGUUUAGUUCGGACAAAGUGAGUCGACAAUAAGAUGUUAUUCUAGUCUUUAUAAAAAUCUUACUUUGUCAUUAUCCACUAGUUUAUUGCGAUUAAAGUUAAGUAAUCGGGCCAGUUUUGAAAACGAGACUUGUUCGAACAAUAUUAGUGCUCUUCUAGGUGAAGCUACGUUAAUUCAACUGAAUGUCUGCAGAUAAAGUGCCCAUAUCAAUGAUAUUCCAAAUCGAAAUAAAUAAAAUAAGUGUAUUAUAAUGAAACCCAGUGCGGCCGGUCCCCCGGUGCAGCGAUGGACGCUGAGACGUGUCCAUUGCUGCGUGAACGGGCUUUAAACAAACACUACCUAACCCUCCCGGAGGCCAAACGAUAAUGAAACAUAAUCUUUUAACAUUAUUUAUUGGAAACAAUAUUCUUUGGCUCUUUAGUAACAUCUUGUGCCCUCAGUAAAGCGAGCACAAGCUGCCCACAGGUGUGUGUGUGUGUGUGUGUGUUUUAUUCAAAAUUAUUUCAAAUCUUUAUUUUUAUUUUGAAAGAACGAAUUUAGCACCUUGUACAUUGAUUUUUUAAGUAUAGUAAAUGUACAAAGACCCGAAAAGAAAAUUGUUGACGACUGAGAUUUGUAAGUUAUCACAUUGCGAACCUGCCAUGGUCAAGUUACCGAUUUGUUGUUUGAACUCAUGAGGAAACUGCAUACCUAAGUUUUAUUUAUGGACAAUAUUCAUAUCGUUUUGGCUUCGGGAAGGGCUCCCGGUCCUUUGUAUCUAAAUAAUACGAAGGAGAACUUCAUAACAUAUGUAGCAGGUUGUUCUUGAGAGUCACCAGUUUAUUUGUUAAGUUUAGGGUCUGACUGAUGACGGAUGAAUUUAGAAAUAUGAUAAAUUAUGAAUAAAGAAAA
Messenger RNA from Bombyx mandarina (wild silkworm), 3221 nucleotides. It is a transcript of the gene Dad, whose product is annotated as Daughters against dpp. Gene Ontology annotation, biological process: SMAD protein signal transduction; anatomical structure morphogenesis; cell differentiation. Gene Ontology annotation, molecular function: transcription regulator inhibitor activity; I-SMAD binding. The record is from RefSeq and is a predicted model, not a curated record. Lineage: Eukaryota; Metazoa; Arthropoda; Insecta; Lepidoptera; Bombycidae. Gene Ontology annotation, cellular component: heteromeric SMAD protein complex.